Messenger RNA from Cladophialophora psammophila CBS 110553, 2127 nucleotides. RefSeq names its product cryptochrome. Gene Ontology annotation, molecular function: DNA binding; FAD binding. The transcript has a single exon. NCBI's taxonomy places the organism in Eukaryota, Fungi, Ascomycota, Eurotiomycetes, Chaetothyriales, Herpotrichiellaceae. The record is from RefSeq and is a predicted model, not a curated record. Bases 1 to 2127 code for a protein of 708 amino acids. Gene Ontology annotation, biological process: circadian regulation of gene expression; entrainment of circadian clock by photoperiod. Gene Ontology annotation, cellular component: cytoplasm; nucleus.
AUGCCCGCGACAUUUAAGAAGGCAAGUCGUGAUCAAAUGCAAGGCCCGCGUGUCCUGUACUGGUUCCGCACAGACCUGCGGCUCCACGAUUCGCCAGCCCUCACGCAUGCCUUGUCCCUCAACCCCUCCGCCCUGAUGCCGCUGUGGACGUGGGAUCCUCACUACGUCUACCGCCAGCGCGGAGCAGCGAACCGAUGGCGCUUCCUUGUCGAAUGCAUGGGUGAUUUGUCACAAAGCCUGACCGAAUUGAACGACAAGCAGAAACUGUUCGUGGUCCGCGGGAGUGCCGGGCCGCCUAAAACCAUCGGGAUGCUCCUGCGCAAGUGGAAGAUCGACGUGCUGGUCUUCGAGAAGGACACGGAUGCCUAUGCGAGGAUGAGGGACGGCGAGGUCUCCAAAGUCGCGCGGGACCUCGGCGUGCAGGUGGUGAGCGUGAGUGGACGGACGUUGUUUGAUUCCGAGGAAGUCGUCAAGAUGAACGGCGGCAAGCCAACUAUGAGCAUGGCCCAAUUGGUCAAGGCCGUGGCGAAAAUCGGUCAAGGUGUCCCCGCGAAGCCUCUGGGGAGGCCGACCAGCUUUCCAGAUCCCUUGAAUGAGCGGGAGAUGGAUCUAUCAGAUCAAGAUCAUGAAUUGUUGGGGGACGGGCAGAGGCGGGAUCAAACGUCACUCCUUGGAUGGCCAGGUGUUGCCGACAUGGACUACAAUGCCAUCCAGAGAACGCUGGGCCCGGAGAAAGACACGCAGUAUGCCUCGGGGCUGAUGGGCCCAGGCCGCGACUUCUCGAUCCCGACCCUAGAAGAAAUGGGCAUCGACCCGUCGUCGGUGACGACGCCGCACCAGGGUGGCGAAACAGCAGGCCUGGCACUCCUUGCAGGCCACGUUGCUGACGAAGAGUACAUAUCUACGUUCGAGAAGCCAGCAACAGCCCCGACUGCAUUCGAACCACCUGCCACGACGUUGCUAAGUCCACACAUGCAUUUCGGGACGGUCUCGUGUCGAAAGUUUUGGUGGGACGUGCAGGCUGUGCUGGAGAAGAGACGCAAGGAGAAGAAACGCGUCAGCGAUCAACCUGUUAACAUCCCGGGACAACUGCUCUUUCGCGACAUGUAUUUCGCAGCCCACGCGCAGGUGGGAGUCCCCUUUGGCCAGACAGUGGGCAACCCCGUCGCGAGAUUUAUCCCCUGGCACUUGCAGUCGAGAUACUUCGUUGGCGACGACGGAAAGCCCGUUACCGACGGCUCCUACGUCGUCGACGACGCCCAAGCCGAAGAAUACUUCCAGCGAUGGAAACACGGGCGCACGGGGUUUCCCUGGAUCGACGCCCUGAUGCGCCAACUGAAGCAGGAAGGCUGGAUCCACCAUCUCGGCCGCCAUGCCGUGGCGUGUUUCCUGACGAGAGGAGGCUGCUACGUGUCGUGGGAGCGCGGCGCCGAGGUCUUUGAGGAGUGGCUCGUCGACCACGAAGUCGCGUGCAAUGCUGGGAACUGGAUGUGGCUGUCGUGCACGGCGUUCUUCAGCCAGUUCUUCCGGUGCUAUUCUCCCGUGAGUUUCCCCAAGAAGUGGGACCCCGACGGCUUGUUUGUGAAGAGGUACAUUCCCGAGUUGGACAUGUUUGACAAGAAGUAUAUCUACGAGCCGCAUAAAGCGCCGAUCGCGGAUCAGAAGCGCUGGGGGUGUUUGGUAAAGGGCGACGGAAGAAGCGCCGCCGGGACGGAACAAGACGGGAAAAGGAAGUACAACCUGUAUCCGAAGCCCAUGUUUGACUUCAAUGAGAGGAGGCAGUUUUGCCUGGAUCGGAUGAAGCAGGCUUAUGAUGUGGGUCUAUUUGGUGAUGACCAGAGGGUCAUUAACGGGGAAUGGAAAAAGCUGUUUGGUUUCAACGAUGCUGGCGGUGCGUUGAAGGAGGAGGCGAAUGGUGGGAUAGGAAGCGGUGAUAAGCGGGCAAGAGACGACGAUGGCGCCGAUAGACGACACGGUGAUGAUAUCAGAGAAGACGCCGGCGUUAAUGAUGAGAGUCAAGAUGGCCACCGGCUUGGGACGAGGAGGAAGGCCGUGAAGCGAGAGACUAGGAAGGAAGACAAGCAGCAGCGCACCCUAGACGCGACACUAACUCGGAAGAAGAUGUAG